AUGGACAAGGAGAAGGCGAAGAUGGAUGCGGGACUCGAGAGUCGUAACCACUGUAUGUUCCCUCUGGUGCUUGGAGCUGUGAGCAUGCUGCCCCUCGUCCGGUGGGAGACGCCGUACCUGGCAUGGCUGCAGGAGAGGAUACGCACGCCCACGCUCGAUUCCUGGUUUGCCAUCACGGCUAACCUGGGCACACACACCUUCUACAUGGUCAUGCUGCCGGUUCUCUUCUGGAGUGGAUACACGGGCGUUGGUCGCGCGGUUGUACACUUGCUUGCGGCCGGAGUGUUCUUCAGCGGGUUUAUGAAGGACCUGCUGUGUCUGCCACGGCCACUUUCCCCCCCUCUACAGCGCAUCACCAUGUCCGGAUCGGCUGCGCUGGAGUAUGGGUUCCCGUCCACCCAUUCGACAAACGCAGUGUCUAUCGUCGUCUAUGCGCUGCACGCUCUACGGUCGCAGACUGAACUUGCACCGCUUACAUCUACCUUGCUUCGGGUCGGACUGUGCAUAUACGUGACCUCUAUAGUGGUGGGCCGGCUGUACUGCGGCAUGCACGGCUUCCUCGACGUGGUGGUUGGCAGCUUUCUCGGUGCACUGCUCGGUUUCAUCCAAUGCGUCUACGGGCCCAAGUUCGACGACUACUUGUUCUCCGGCUCGAUACAGGAGGUCUUUGUCAUCAUCCUCGUCAUCAUCGUGCUGGUCCGCGUGCAUCCCGAACCUGCAGACUCGUGUCCCUGUUUUGACGACAGUGUGGCGUUUGCGGGUGUCUUUGCCGGCGUCGAGCUGGGCAAUUGGCACUUUGCCAGGACUGGAUACUCGCUCUCGGUGCCCACGCCGGGGACGAUCCCGUUCGACCUACAGCGGAUGGGAUGGAUAAAGGCCGUGCUUCGGAUCGUGAUUGGAGUGUUGAGUAUCGUCGGGUGGAGGGAGGUGAUGAAGCCAGCGCUACUGAGGUUCCUGCCACCGCUGUUCAGGAUCAUCGAACGGCUGGGGCUCAGCUUGCCAAGACGGUUCUUCAAGCGUGCAACAGUACAAGCGCAUCCAGGCCAACUCAAAUACGACGACGUCAUGCCCAACGUCUCCGAUAUACCCUCCAUGCUGACUUCUAUCCGCCACCCCCGACGGAGAGCCAUCUCGAUAGGCCCGCAGUCCGAAGCGGAUGCAUACGAGGCAAUAGCAUACCGCCAGCAACGCCGACGGACCAGUGCGGCCUCGGAGAACCCCCGGCCAUCCUCUCCGCUGCGGGAGAAGGGUGGCAACGCAAAGAGCCAGAGCCAACAGCCUGUCACGCGCUCCAAACGGGCUACCUCUAACGUUUCUGACACGCAGUCUCCGUCAAGGAGUCUUCACGAUUAUGAGAAUAUGAUGGGAUCAGGGGCACAGAUUUAUGAACAGGGAAAUACAAAGAGUGCCGAUACUCUUACUAAUGGGACUGUAACGAAUGACGAAGAAGACGAGAAGGAUAUGUUCUCAAAGAUCACCCGGCCUAGAGUACGGUAUGAUGUAGAAGUUGUCACGAAGCUGAUUGUUUAUUCCGGUAUCGGGCUGAUUGCGGUUGAAGCCAGCCCAAUACUCUUCCACCUGCUGGGUCUCGACUAA
Microsporum canis CBS 113480 is the source of this 1596-nucleotide messenger RNA. Its product is annotated as sphingosine-1-phosphate phosphohydrolase. NCBI's taxonomy places the organism in Eukaryota, Fungi, Ascomycota, Eurotiomycetes, Onygenales, Arthrodermataceae. The transcript has 5 exons. Gene Ontology annotation, cellular component: endoplasmic reticulum membrane. The coding region runs from base 1 to 1596 and encodes 531 amino acids. The record is from RefSeq and is a predicted model, not a curated record. Gene Ontology annotation, molecular function: sphingosine-1-phosphate phosphatase activity.